Molecule: messenger RNA, 1452 nt
Organism: Meloidogyne enterolobii
Lineage: Eukaryota; Metazoa; Nematoda; Chromadorea; Rhabditida; Meloidogynidae
Source: the annotation of a GenBank genome assembly
CCUCCAGUACUUUCUGAAUAUUUGGAAUUUGUUCAUUUAUAUUUAUUAUGGUUACAACAUGUCAAAUGGCUUUAUAUGUUGGGACAAAUUGUCAAACUUUCCUCUGUUUUUUGUUUAAUUGUUGCUAGUUUUGAAAGAUAUUUGGUGACUUCUCAUUGGACUUUUGGAGGAUUUGAAGAGAGAACGAGAUGGUUGCUUCUUGUAUUAGUUUUGACUCUUGCGAUUGCUAUUCGUUUCAGCACUUCAGUGGAAGUGGUUGUAUUGAUUGAUGGCCGAAACAUUGAUCCAUUCAAGCGUUAUACUGCUGGACAAGUUUCAAGACGUGAUUGGUUGCCUAAUUUUCUUAGUCUUUUAACUGUUAUAAUUCCUUUUGCUACUCUUGUAUUUUUAAAUGGAGGAAUUGUUUUGAUGUUGAGGCAACAAAAUGUUCAGCAAUUACGUUCAUUAAUUACUGAAUUAACUAUGGGACAUGAUUUUAUGAAAGUUCGGAGAAGAAAUAUUAGAGCAGCUACAAAUACUUUACUUUUUAUUAUUUCUGCCUAUUUGAUCUCAAAUUUGCUCAAUUUAUUUCUUUCAAUUUUGGUCUUUCUACAGCCUGGUCUUCUUCAAAGAACUUAUCCUCAUCAAUAUCGCCUUAUCUCUGACUUUGCCUCAGUUUUGACAGUAAUUGGAAAUGCUUUACGUUUCCCAGCCCAUUUUUUCUCAAAUGGAGAAGUUCGUGAACAAUUACUUUCUAUUUUUUAUACUUCAGAAAAGAUUUCUUCAUCAAAUGCUUCAAUUUUACCAACAAAACAGCCUCUAUCAACAGUUUUACAAUUAAGGCGACAUUCUGAAAGAUUAGAAAAUCCUUGGUUUUCAGCAUUAUUAACAGCUAGACCAUCACAAACUUCACAGGAUAUUUUUAAAAAAUUAUCAUCAAAUUCAAAUUCUUCAACAAAAAGUUCAAGAAAAUCAACACAACAGCAACAUAAAUUAUCAAAUACUUCUUCAAAUUUUAAUUUUAAUAGUAAAAAUGGAAAAGGAGCAGCACAAUUACGUUCAUAUAUUCAUGGGGCAUUAGAAGCAUCACAAAAAGUUGAGGGAAUUAAAAGAUUACCAACACCACAAUUUGGGGGAAUUUGUGCAAUUUGUAAUGAAUAUUUUAUUAAUGGUGGAGAUUGUUGUAAUGGAAGUAAUCUUGAAACUGAAAGAGAACCUUUAUUUGAAGAACUUUUUAAUUAUAAACAAAAAAUUAAUGAAACUAGGCCACUUGUGAAAGAAAAAGAUGGGAAACAGGAAGAGGAAGAAGAAAGUGAAGAAGAAGAGGAAGAAGAUUCAACAAAAUCAACAACACAACCAAGGCCUACACCUGAAGAAGAGGAGGAAGAAGAAGAGGAGGAGGAAGAGGAUGUUGAUUUUUCUAAAUUAAAAUUUGAUCCGGCUGAUUUUGCUAGUCUUGCUAUGGCUAUUUAA